AUGAAGUUCUCCAUCGCCACUCUCACUCUCGCCGCGGCCACCUCGGCCCAGGUGAUCACCCAAUGCGGCGGUAAGGCUCAGGUCUGCCUCGACGAGGCUACUGUCGCUGCCAGCGACUGCAACGUUGGCGACUGGGCCUGCGGUUGCCAGCCCGCCAACAUGGCUGCUAUCCGCGCUGCCGCUACUGACUGUGUUGUUGCUGCUUGCGGUGGUCUUAUCCCCGCCCUCAAUGUCCUCCUCGAGGUCGAGCAGAUCUGCGCCGAUGUCCUUGGGUAA
This is a messenger RNA of Scedosporium apiospermum, 276 nucleotides long. RefSeq lists its product as uncharacterized. The transcript is spliced from 2 exons. The record is from RefSeq and is a predicted model, not a curated record. Bases 1 to 276 code for a protein of 91 amino acids. NCBI's taxonomy places the organism in Eukaryota, Fungi, Ascomycota, Sordariomycetes, Microascales, Microascaceae.